Chenopodium quinoa (quinoa) is the source of this 3369-nucleotide messenger RNA. Its product is annotated as putative E3 ubiquitin-protein ligase XBAT34. The record is from RefSeq and is a predicted model, not a curated record. Bases 1507 to 2823 code for a protein of 438 amino acids. The transcript is spliced from 9 exons. Lineage: Eukaryota; Viridiplantae; Streptophyta; Magnoliopsida; Caryophyllales; Amaranthaceae. Gene Ontology annotation, molecular function: protein binding.
GGGGGUAUAGGGUUGUCGGUGGUGGUGGUCUGGGUUUGGGGGUUAGGGUGGUGUCGUGGUGGUGGUGAGAUCUGGGUUCGUGGGUUUUGGGUAUAGGGUUGUCGGUGGUGGUGGUCUAGGUUUGGGGGUUAGGGUGGUGUCGUGGGUGAGGUCGCCGGCGCCGACCGACUCUUUUGGCGCCGGCAGGUGGGAGGGGGAGGGGUGGGUGGCAGUUUAGGGGAGGGGGUGGCUGGGUUUUUUCUUUUUUUAAUUUUUUUUUAAUUUUUUUUUUUUUAAUAAACUUAACGGAAAUCCUAACGGAUUCCGUUAAGUGGUAGUUAUUUUUAACAAAAUCUGAUUUUGGUGGUAGCAAAGUAAAUUUUUUUUUUUAAAUUGGUACCGAAUCUGAAGAGAGGCGUUUUUAGUGGUAGCAAAUGUCAAAAAAUCCAUAUUUUUUUUAUUAUAGUGAUAUACUAAUAUAGUGUGUAAAAGUAGGACGUUUGCAAACUUGGAAAUUAGUACAUCAAGAAACCAAACAAGUUCAUACCUAAACAAUAACUGUUAUACUUUAUAAAACUUCUAGAUAGUAUAAUUUUUGUUGACAUUUUAAAUUUUAGUGUACCCUUGACCUUGAAAUUAUGAACUUUCCUACACAUUACAUAGUGACAUAAACCUCAAUACCUCCUCAUACGAAAAAUACUAAAAUUAUCUUCCCUAAAACAUCAUCAAAUUCAUCCGUUUAAUUUUACUAUUGGGAUAAUGGUCAUACUCCCUUUGUUUUGUAGGUGUUAUAUUUUUCUAUUGCAGUCUUUUUUUAAGUGUUACAUUUUUUUAGCAAACCGCUAUAAUACAUUUUAAUAUUAUAAUAUUUAUCUCCUCUCAAGGUCCUCAUCAUUCGUACCAAAACCUUUUUCUGUUUUAAUUUUUUUUUUUCUCAUGUAUCCUUUAACUUUUCAAUAAAUUAUUACUCCCAUUAUAAAUAUAAUUAAAGAUAAAUUCCGAUGAGAGAAAAUUUAUAUAAUUAUAUCGUCAUACACCUUAUGAUGGAACAUAUCGAAACUUCAUAGAAUUUUAAACCACAAAGAAUGUUCUAUGCAAGUGCACAAGUCCAAAUUUUCAACAUAUACAUUAGAAAAUGAAGUAUAUAAAAACUUUCAUUUUCAAAGACAUAUAUUUUUUUUCCUAUCCAAAAUCAUUUGUUAAUUUUCAUAAAUAAAUAAAAUUAAGCUUGAAUUGUCAACCUUUUGACUAAAAAACCCGCUUGUUUCUCAACUCUAAUAUUUUUCUGACUCUUUCUUAUUCAAUACAAUCACUCUGUCUUUACCUGCUAAUUUUUCUCUGCUUUCAUACCUUAACUCUGUUACUUCUCCUACAUUAUUAAUAAUCUUACACCCCAAUUUUUAAAGGGUUUUUCUUUUUAUUUGUUCCCCUUUUUAUAUAAAUUUUUUUUAUUGUUUAUAAUUAUUUUUCCACUUUUUCUUUGGUUUUUUUGUUAUUAAUUUUUAUUUGUUUUGAGAGAAAGUAAAAAUGGGACAAAAACAAUCAAGAGAUAAACUGUUGUACGAUUAUGUUAUUAAUGGAGAUGUUGGUGGUAUUCAAUUUCUCUCUAAACAAGGCGCUGGUCUAGAGUGGAAAAAAGAAGGGAAAACUCCUCUUAUUGUAGCAGCCAAGGAUCCUGGUCUGUAUGAUAUUGCCAAAAUUCUCAUUGAAUUGGGUGCCAAUGUUAAUGCUUAUUGUAAAGAGAGUCAUGGAGGAACACCACUACAUUAUGCAGCAAAGGAAGGACUAAAAAACACUGUUGCAUUACUUCUUACACAUGGAGCCAAUGCUUUUGUCAAGAAUCGAGAGCGUCAGACUCCACUGGAUGUUGCUAGGAAGAAUGGUCGUAAUCUUGUUGUUAAAGAGAUUGAGAGCCGUAUUUGCUAUUUUGCUGGUCCAAUACGCGAAACUUUGGGCCCAGGAUGGUCUGAUGUACCAGCUCCACAAUCAUCUUCAACAAGAAUAAGUUGGAUUGUUGUAGUACCUCGCAGUCCUCAUAAUCCUCCAAAACCUCCGAAAAUAGAGCUUGUUAUCUACUCAACUGCUGAAGAUGCUGAGCCUCGUAAAAUUAUCUCUCUUAGUCGGUAUAGUAUAAAAGCUCCAAGAUUCGAUCAACCAAGUCCUUGUUUGAUAAUUUCCAACAAACAGACCAAAUAUAAAUUCUCAUCAGUUACCUACAGCGACAGGCAGCAGCUUCGACGAUUGUACAAUGCUUGUAAGGGAAUCUCUCAGGUCAUGCCAGCCUCGGCUCAGAUGAUGAUCUCUGAUGCUAUUGGUCCACCAAUGCAUACAGCCUCCCAAAUCAGUAGUCCUGCAUGGAGAACACCCAGUAAUUUAUCACCUCCCAUGACACCCCACAACAGUGUUUGGGUGCACGAAUCACCAAGGCGCAGAGAUCACUAUGGUGGCAACCACUGGGGUGCUACACAAUUGAAUCCUGUACCCUUGCAGACACCUGAUAGAUUCAUGCAGACACCUAAUAGAGUCUUGCAGACACCUGAUAGGUUCCCUGCAGUGGCUGUAGCUUCUCCUCCGAUCCCUUCAGCUCCUCCGAUCAAUAAUACUUCAACUAGUAUCGAUGAAGUUUUCAAUCCAUCUGCUGAGUCUGCAGGACAAAAAGCACCUGUUGUUACUGAAUCGACAGUGUGUGUAGUAUGUUGGGAAGCUCCAGUUGAGGGAGCGUGUGUCCCAUGUGGGCACGUGUCUACGUGUAUGUCUUGCUUGAAGAAGAUUAAGGACGAUGAUGGAGGUUGUCCCGUUUGCAGAGCUGAGAUUGAUCAGGUUGUAAAACUCUAUGGUAUCUAAAGUUAAAGAGAGAGAUAUAGAAAAGGAGGUAGGAUUUUGUACAUAAGACUGAGUGGAUUAUUGGUGAUUCUUUUUUUUUUUUUUUUUUUGGGAAGGGGGGGCUUGUUAUCUCAAAUUAUGCAAUAAAACGUAACAAAAUAUUGCUGGUCCUAUAUACAGUAUAAUUUAUAACAUGUGGAUAUCAACUAACUUUAAUUAGUUAAAGUCUUAGGAAGUGAUAUCCAAGAUCUGAAAUCAAAUCUCGUCUACAUCAUUGUCUUUGUGGCUCUCUCAACACCAUACAUAUAUUAAUUGAUACUCCGUAUAUACUAUAGUAUCAAUAUGUCAGCAUCACAAAGUACAUAGAAGUAUAUUACAUUUAGAAAUUCAAGAGCAUACAAUAUGCUAAAAUGAAUUAUGUUCUCAACAGCUUGGUGAAAAAUUGAUGAAUUCCUUAAAAUAGUUCAGCGUAUUCUUGAUUGCAAAAUUGCUGUUAAUGCUUGGUCACAUUGUGUGCCCUGUAGUUGAGGUUACAUACCAGAAAUAGCAAUGGUUUUUAUGAAGAUU